CGUCCGCUCGCCCCGUCCUGCCCACGUGUACCGUUUGUGAGGUGUUACCGGCAAGCAAUCGACUCUGCCAAGAUCCGUCUCGUCACGAGCCCGCACCUCGUGCCGUCGCACCGCCCCACCUCCUUCCCUAGCGCCAGCGGAAGCUAGACAGCAUGGCUAAUCCCCCGCCGGACCUCGUCGAUCUCGGCCGCCGGCUGCUCGAGCACGGGCCGGUCAAGACCCUAUCCUCUGCGGGCCGGCGGAUCCGCGUCCUGUUCAACGGCGCGUACGUCGCCGAUAGCACCGACGCCCUGUUCGUCUGGGAGCACCCGUACUACCCCUUCUACUACCUCCCCGCGAGCUCGUUCGCCCCGGGCACGCUCGUCCGGCGACGCCCCCCGUCCUCGCCCGCCGCGCCCCCCUACUCGACGGCGGACCUGCGCGUCGGCGGCCGAGCCACGGACCGGGUGCUAGUCUUCUCGGACGAGUUCGGGGCCGCCGGGGAGGCGGACGGCGCGCGGCAGCUGGCGGGCCGGGUGCGCGUCGAGUUCGGCGCGGCCGACGGCUGGUUCGAGGAGGACACGCAGAUCUACGUGCACCCCCGGGACCCGUUCCGGCGCGUCGACGUGCUGGCGUCGGCGCGGCCGCUCGCCGUGCGCGUCGCCGGGCGGCUCGUCGUCCCGCCGACGACGGCCGCGCACCACCUGUACGAGACCGGCCUGCCGUGCCGGUACUACGUGCCGCCGACGGCGGUCGACCGCGCCGUGCUGCGCAACAGCGCCACCACGACGGCCUGUCCGUACAAGGGCGUGGCCAAUUACUACCACGUCGAGGUCGAGGGUGGGGGCGAGGGCGAGGAGGGCGAGGAGAAGGAGCAGGCGAAGGCGACGAAGACGUUCCAGGACCUCGUCUGGUAUUACAAGACCCCGACCCUGGAAUCCGCGCCGAUCGCGGGCCACCUCUGCUUCUACCACGAGAGGGAGGGCGUGGAGAUCAUCCUCGACGGCAAGGUGCUGCCCAAGCCGAAGACGCCUUGGUCGUGAGGAGCGGAGCGGGCGGGGUCUUUGGUGAGUUAGCUGCGCGUGCGUGAUGGAGAGGUAAAUGCUACUAUAGGGGAGGUUGGUCUUGGUGCCGCUCGCCAACUCACAUUUGUGGAAAAUUCUGCACCCGCGACGUGACUAAUAUGUGCGGUGUCGCGGGAAUUGGGCACCCAUCCUGUUUCCCCGCGCGACGGGCGACGGGGAGUGUCCGGAGGCGGAGGUUUAUCCUAGUUUUUCUUGCCGGCGUGAAGAAACCGUCCGUGAAAUCCGCGCCAAUGGCAGUGAAGGCAUCUCAGUGCAACGUUGAUAAAGAACAAGAGUGUAGAUCCCCUUUCCCCAGAUUUCCGUAAGCAGCUUUUUUUCACGUCUCUCCGCCGCGCGAGUACCACCCACACCUUGAGCCUAUAUGAAUCCGGGUGAGUGUGUUACUAUACCUAUAUCCCGGCCCCCUGUCGAGCAUAUGCAUACUGAAUGCCCUUUAUUACGUGUAGAUGCACCGUAUGUGCUAUGUAGUUAAGGCCGCCCUGUUAACAGUUGACCCCCCUAGUUUAUCCGACUAUACUGCGUUGUAUAACUGAAGAUGCAGCAACUGUCGAUUCGCAAUACGAGCAAUGUCACUUACUCGCAUUAGUUUAACUCGAUCUUUGCUGCUCUCAUACUCU
Messenger RNA from Durotheca rogersii, 1681 nucleotides. Its product is annotated as DUF427-domain-containing protein. The record is from RefSeq and is a predicted model, not a curated record. NCBI's taxonomy places the organism in Eukaryota, Fungi, Ascomycota, Sordariomycetes, Xylariales, Xylariaceae. The transcript has a single exon. The coding region runs from base 153 to 1022 and encodes 289 amino acids.